UCGAGGAAUUACUUUGAUUAUUAACACUUGCAUGUUGUCCGUCUCUCUCACUCGUAAGACUCGAAAUACACCCUAAAAGAAGAGUUUACUAAGCUUGAAUUACAGAUUUCUGGCAAACUUCUGCCUGAUUCAACAGAUAAUUCUCAAAUCCAUGUUCCUGAUGGGAAUGAAGCAUUCUGAUUUUUCAACUUCUCGAAAUUCUGCAUUUUGCUAUUUUGGUUGGUUUCUUAGCUUUGAGAUGGUCAGAACUCUCCUAAGGAUGCUGGGUUAAUAUGAGUGCGCUUCAACCAUUGGUUCGAAGAGGGAGUGCGAAAAUAAUUAAGGAUGACACUGUUUGUAAUCAUGCCGUGGCAGAAGCAACAAAGAUUGCUGCUGCUUACCAGUCUCACAACAUAGAUAAUAAAGUGGUAGUAGCUCCGGGACAAGUUCCAGUUACAGCGACUAGAGGCCCAGAGUUGAAGUUGAGUCCUUUGUCAUCCUAUGAUACAAUGGGUAGUGGAACACUGCUGGAACGUUGCCUUAGAGACAUACUCAAAGUUAUCAAACCAUUAGGUGGAGAUGUUACAGCUCGUUACACCAUCAUCAGUGACUUACGGACUGUUGUUGGAUCUAUCGAUUGUUUAAAAGGUGCAACAGUGGAGCCAUUUGGAUCAUUUGUGUCCAAUCUCUACACUAGAUGGGGAGAUUUGGAUAUAUCUAUCGAAGUACCCUGUGAUUCACUUGUUUCAUCAACUGACAAAACAAAUAAGCAGAACUUUCUGAGGGAGAUAAGGAAAGUCUUUAGGAGGAGAGGUCUGGUUCGUGAUUUGCGACUUUUUCUUCAUGCAAGAGUCCCCGUUUUAAUAUUUGAAAGCAACCUCCAUAACAUCUCUUGUGAUAUCUCAAUCAGUAAUCUGCUGUGCCAAAUCAAAUCUAGAUUAUUUUUCUGGAUUACUGGGAUAGAUGAGCGAUUCCGUGAUAUGGUUUUACUGAUCAAGGAGUGGGUAAAGUCGCAACAAAUCAAUGACCCAAAAAAUGGAACGCUGAACUCACAUUCUCUUUGUUUGCUUGUCAUUUUCCAUUUUCAGACAUGUGAACCUCCAAUUUUACCUCCGCUAAGGGAAAUUUAUGAGGGGAAUAUUGCGGACAAUCUUACAGGUGCGAGGGUCAUCGCAGAAAGAGCUAUCCAAGACACAUGUUCUGCUAACAUAGAAAGGUUCAAAACAAAUAGUUUCAGAAAUGUAAACAGAAGCUCCCUGUCUGAGCUUGUCGUAUCAUUUUUUCGGAAGUGUUCUAAUCUAAACAUGCUGGCAUCAGAAUAUGCAAUUUGCACUUACACGGGGCGAUGGGAACACAGAAGUACCAGUACUAAGUGGACAAACGACUAUCCACUAUUUAUUGAAGAUCCAUUUGAGCACACAGAUAAUACAGCAAGGACUGUUUCCAUGAGUGAACUAGGCAGGAUAUGUGAAGUAUUCAAUGAGGCUUAUCAAGGACUUGUUUCCUCUGAUGAUCAUGAUAGAACUUCUCUGAUCUGCAGUCUAGUUAGACAUCCUAUCAGCACAAAGAUUAUUUCGCCCCAUAGUAAUCAAGGACUGUUCAGUGGAGCUUCUACAAGAUACUAUCCAGGCCAGUUCAGGGGAGGUGCUACAAGAUACCGUCCGCUAUCAGAUGCACUGCCUCCUUCUCAGAAUCAGUUUAACAAUAUGCAAACUGAAAGCGACGAAGCCACAAUUAUCGCUAUCCGCAGAGAGUUAGCACAACUCAUGCUCAAAGCCAACACCAGAAACAAGCCUAGGUCUGUUAGAUGAUGAAAGCAUUCCAGGUGAUGCAGAAUUGGGAUAUCUGAUGGACAUGUUUGUUCUAGGUCAAGAGAGCUCAGUUCGGGUCUGGGUAUGUUUGCCGAGUUAUACGGUGUAUUAUGAAUUCUGGAGCAGGGAGAUUUUUCCCGUGCCUAAAUCAGUUGAUAUUGAAAUGUACGGGUACCAUGGGGAAGUUGUGUCGUGGCACAUGUACAACUACACGAGAGAUUGCAACGAAGUGCUGGCAGCCUAAAGUUGUAAAGAGAAAUCUGAAUUGGGAAGUAGACUUAAUGGAAUGGCAGAACCAAACAAGGAGAAUGCAGUCCUGAAGGAUUUGGAGUUAAUGGGAAAAACAAAAUUCAGUAGGAAGUUGAGUUUGUUAAGGCUGAAAAAGAAUGUAAGAGUAGAGGUGUUUCACCUUCCCUUAGGUUUGUAAGAUGAUGCAUUGGAAAGCCUGGUUUUGACCUUUGUCUGCCAUCGUGAAGAACAAUUCAUCGUUGCAAGAGACUCACUACAGCUAUGGAUGCGCGUCUGGUAUGGAGUACUUGCAUGAAAAGAACAUUAUUCAUUUUGAUUUGAAGUGUGAGAAUCUCCUAGUCAGUAUGAGAGAUUCUCAUAGACCUGUUUGCAAGGGAAGCAUUCAUUCACGCCUAAGAAGGGGGAAACAAGCGUUAUUAUGUUUGUUGGUUUGCAAGAUAUAUGAAAUCAGAUCCUGUAAAGAUUGCAACAGAAGGGGUAGAGAGGUUCAAGAAGAACUGUGAUCUUAUUAUUGUAGACGCAUGUGGUUGCCACCAGCAGGAAGCUUCUCUAUUUGAAGAUACGUGUCAGCUGGCUGAAUCAACGGUAAUUUAUGCUUGCUGUUAUUGUCUUGUCUGGUUUUUAUCGUCUAAUAGGUAAAUAAUUGGUAACUGUGUUAAAUGUUCCAGAAACCAGAUCUUGUUAUUUUCGUUAUCGAUGGUAGUAUUUCAGGUGGUGCAGUAUAAAAAUAUCUUCCUCGUUUACAUACAUGUUAGUAGCGACUAGAUGAAAUCUGGAGGCAAAAAGGAGAGGAACCCUGCCCUUGUUCAAGUUAUAACAUGUGGCUGUCGCAAACUCUUCCAUAACAAUUAUACCUCGUGUAAUGGGUUCAAAGAAAAGGCGUGGAUCGUACUCUAGAGUUAAGUGCGGUCUAGACCCUAGUUAGCAAUUCGGCGAAUGAUUCGCGAAUUUUCACGUUUUGAUCGGGACCGAACAAUACGGGCGUCCCACUCCAACUCCGAACCAGCGUACAUGCUCCAAAAGCAGGAAUCACAUGCUGCCGAGAUGGGACGGACCUUUAUAGCUAUCAAACCUGAUGGAGUGCAGAGAAGGCUGAUAUCAGAGAUUGGGGGGGUUCAAAAGACUUCACUCAGAAACACCAUGACCUGAAGGAAAGACCCUUUUUCAACGGCCUUUGGAUUUCCUCAGCGGCCCUGUGCUCGCCAUGGUGAGAGAAAGACAGAAACAAGUUUCUAGUCUUUGUAAACUAAACAAAAUGGGAAACCAAGACUUUUAUGUUUGGGAGGGCCUGGAAGGUUAUGUCACAAGAAUGAACCGUAUCUUUCAUCUCAGCAAAAAGCUCAUGUAUAAAUUCUUCGUCUGUUAGUUCUUGAUUUUUAAUUCAGCAGCCAACCAAUUCAAUUAUGAUGGUGUAACCCCCUUGAAGAAUUAGAAGGCUAAUGAUUGUCAUCAUGAGUGGCAGAAGUUCACCAACUCUUUCCAGUUUUUGUUUAAAGAAAGAA
Papaver somniferum (opium poppy) is the source of this 3541-nucleotide messenger RNA. RefSeq names its product protein HESO1-like. NCBI's taxonomy places the organism in Eukaryota, Viridiplantae, Streptophyta, Magnoliopsida, Ranunculales, Papaveraceae. The record is from RefSeq and is a predicted model, not a curated record. Gene Ontology annotation, molecular function: RNA uridylyltransferase activity. The coding region runs from base 273 to 1790 and encodes 505 amino acids. The transcript is spliced from 18 exons.